Messenger RNA from Lotus japonicus, 2456 nucleotides. RefSeq names its product ATP-dependent DNA helicase Q-like 2. Gene Ontology annotation, molecular function: 3'-5' DNA helicase activity; four-way junction helicase activity; nucleic acid binding. Bases 187 to 2313 code for a protein of 708 amino acids. The transcript has 20 exons. Gene Ontology annotation, cellular component: cytoplasm; chromosome; mediator complex. The record is from RefSeq and is a predicted model, not a curated record. Gene Ontology annotation, biological process: double-strand break repair via homologous recombination; DNA replication. Lineage: Eukaryota; Viridiplantae; Streptophyta; Magnoliopsida; Fabales; Fabaceae.
GCUUCAAGUGAAAGUCAAAAUAUUUAUAGGCUAGGGAUGAAAGUGAAGUGUUUUUCAAAUACAGGGACUAAAAUGACAAUGCAAGAUCUCGCCAUUCACCAUAGCAACAUAGCUGCUGCAUCAACAUGGCGUUAGGGUUGGUUUGCUCGGCCUCACUCACAGAGUCACAGUGACGCGGUGGUGAUAAUGCUAGACAUGGAUAACUACGACGUACAAGAGGAGCUUCUCAACAUCGAGGUUGAGAUUCAAGACGUUCAAGAUCAAAUAAAUGCCUUAAUUGAAAGGCAAGAGAGGCUGUAUGAGAGAAAAUCCGAGUUGAGUGAUAUAUUGGAAGCGUGUAGAGAAUCUGGAAACCAGGUUAAUAAUGUGGCUCAAACCACUGUUGAAAAUUGGAAUGGCCCAUUUCAAUGGGAUUCUGAAGCUGAUGAUCUUAGGUUGAAUAUUUUUGGCAUUUCAUCUUACCGUGCAAAUCAAAGAGAGAUAGUAAAUGCCGUAUUGAGUGGAAGAGAUGUUCUGGUGAUUAUGGCUGCAGGUGGUGGCAAGAGCCUCUGUUAUCAGCUUCCUGCUGUUCUUCGUGAUGGGAUUGCUCUAGUUGUCAGCCCUUUGAUUUCAUUAAUUCAAGAUCAGGUGAUGGGUUUGACUGCUUUGGGCAUCCCAGCACAUAAGUUAACUUCAACAACAAGUAAGGAAGAUGAGAAGUUUAUAUACAAGGCUUUGGAGAAGGGUGAAGGGGAGCUCAAAAUAUUGUAUGUUACUCCUGAAAAGAUAUCAAAAAGCAAGAGGUUUAUGUCAAAAAUUGAAAAGUGUCAUCAUGCUGGUCGCCUCUCACUAAUUUCAAUUGAUGAGGCACAUUGCUGUAGUCAGUGGGGUCAUGACUUUCGACCUGAUUACAAGAACCUUGGUAUUCUUAAGGUUCAGUUCCCUAAUGUUCCUAUGGUUGCUUUGACUGCAACUGCUACUCAGAGGGUCCAAAAUGAUCUGGUAGAGAUGUUGCAUAUCCCUAGAUGUGUCAAAUUUGUCAGCACAGUCAAUAGGCCAAACUUGUUUUAUAUGGUGAAGGAAAAGUCAUCAGUUGGUAAGGUAGUUAUUGAUGAAAUUGCUGAGUUCAUUCAAGAAUCUUAUCCAAAUAAAGAAUCAGGGAUCGUAUAUUGCUUCUCUAGGAAGGAAUGUGAACAGGUUGCAAAAGAGUUGAGGGAGAGGGGAAUUUCAGCUGAUCAUUAUCAUGCAGAUAUGGAUGUAAAUGCUCGGGAAAAAGUACAUAUGCGGUGGAGCAAUAACAAGCUGCAGGUCAUAGUCGGUACGGUAGCUUUUGGUAUGGGAAUCAACAAACCGGAUGUCAGGUUUGUCAUCCAUCAUAGCUUGAGCAAAUCAAUGGAAACAUACUACCAGGAAAGUGGUCGAGCUGGCCGAGAUGGACUUCCUUCUGAAUGCGUAUUAUACUUUCGACCUGGUGAUGCUCCCCGGCAGAGUUCAAUGGUCUUCUACGAAAAUUCAGGAUUGCAGAAUCUCUAUGACAUUGUACGAUAUUGUCAGUCCAAAAGACAAUGCCGCCGAAGUGCCUUUUUCCGGCAUUUUGCUGAGCCACUACAAGAGUGCAAUGGGAUGUGCGACAUUUGUGCAUUCCCAAAUGAGGUGACACAGGUGGAUGUCUCUGGUCAUGCGAAACUGAUGGUUUCUUUGUUACAAGAUAUGCAAGGAAAUGAUCAAAGGGCAACAAUGUUGCAAUUGUUCGAUAAAAUGAAAAUUAAACAGAAGGAGCUAGGUACUGAGUUAAAACGGGAGGAAAUUGAACAUCUCAUCUUACAGCUUUUACUGGAGCGUGUUUUGAAAGAAGAAUUUCAGCAUACGCCUUAUGCUACAAAUGCUUACGUUGCUGUAGGGCCGUUGGCGAAGCAAAUAUUGCAAGGGAAGAAGACCGUGAAGCUUGAGAUUUAUGCUGAAGAGAGAACUAAAGCUGGUGUAAGAUCAUUGAAACGCUGUCAUGGGUCCUCAUCCUCUGGUUUGGAACUAAAGCUUGAUGAGCUUAGAAAAGAACUGGCUUCUGUUCAUGGGGGAAUACUCCCACACUCUGUCUUGUCCACUCAACAAAUCAGCUUAUUAUGUUCUCAAAAACCAAACUUGCUGGAACAGUUGGAAAAAGUGAUUGGGAAAUUGAAGACCGAAAAGUAUGGAAAGAGAAUACUUGAGCAAAUUGAAAAAUAUUCAGAUUUCAAGCCGACUGAUGAACAAGUAACUGAUGGUAGAGCCGCAAAGAGGUCAAAGACCAAGAAGAACCUUGUUGUUAUUGACAGUAGUGAAGAUGAAGAAGCAUGAUGUUGAUUUUUUACCACAAAAAAAAGCAUGAUAAAUGUUGGUGUCUUUAGUGUAGUUUAUGCUUUCAUCAAUAUAAUGUCAGAAGAAUUGAGAAAAAUGGAAGUAUAUACGUUCUUAGUUGUACAUAGUUUCUUACAAACUAA